AUGACCUCAGAAACAACCGCAGAAACGAUUGCCACAUUGAGCCAAGAGACCAACCAAUCCGUCCGAAACGCUGCUGAGGAGAGAAGAGCAACGAAGGUCCUCAUCCAAGAGACGAACGACAUCACUAAAGCAACGUACGAUACCGCGAAAGCCAUGCAACUCACGCCGCCCUCCAAGGCCUCAUACGCGUCGGUGUUGACUAGCAAUGCCGCGCCCCUUAGCAAACCAAUCACAAUAUCUACUAGACCUCGUCAUUCAUUCAAGCACAACAAAUACGGCCACAUAGGAACCCAGUGCAAAGCGAACAUAGCAUAUGGCUACUGUGCAGAAGCACACAACUCGAAAGAUUGCCCUACCAAGAUUGACAAGUCCGCCACGAGAAAGUGCGCGGUCUGUAAAGGAGCACACGAAGCUUGGAAUAAUCGGUGCCCCGUCCGGAAGACUGAGUUGAACAAGGUUAAGGCUGUAUAUAAUGCUCGACAACCGUAUCACUUUGUUCCAUCAGCGAAAGAGAAGCCAUCGAGUGAACGCGUCACCUUUAGUGUAACACCAGCGGAAUCGGCGGUUAUGAUGAACGGAAGCCAAAGAGGCAGGCUGAACACUACCUCUACGGGACUACUAUCGUCGACGCCUUCACUACUACCAAGCAGGCAGAGCUCCAGGAGCAGGUCUCCUGUCAAAGGCAGGGCGCCUAAAAGAGUCUACACGGGAGUCAGGGUAGAUAGUACGCAAGACGAGGGUGAGGAUACGAUUAUGGUGGAGAGCAGCCAGCGACCACGAAGACCACAUAUGCCCUCAAGACGAGCGCUAGAGUCAAAUACAGCGAACUCACUACAUAGCUCCCAAUGGAAUAUAGAAGAAUCAUGA
This is a messenger RNA of Glarea lozoyensis ATCC 20868, 867 nucleotides long. RefSeq lists its product as uncharacterized. The transcript is spliced from 3 exons. Bases 1 to 867 code for a protein of 288 amino acids. The record is from RefSeq and is a predicted model, not a curated record. NCBI's taxonomy places the organism in Eukaryota, Fungi, Ascomycota, Leotiomycetes, Helotiales, Helotiaceae.